This is a messenger RNA of Zea mays, 2075 nucleotides long. Its product is annotated as glutathione S-transferase T3-like. The coding region runs from base 226 to 1575 and encodes 449 amino acids. The transcript has 2 exons. Lineage: Eukaryota; Viridiplantae; Streptophyta; Magnoliopsida; Poales; Poaceae. The record is from RefSeq and is a predicted model, not a curated record.
CGUGUCAUGUAUGUCUAAUUCUCCAUGCUACCUCGUCCGCUUAAGUUAGUAUGAUGUCCAGAACGUUGUCGUCUGCGAACUGUGAUGACUCUUAAAUGUUCUGAUGCUAGUCCUUAAUAAGUUGAUGAAAUUAUGGUUCUAUUAUUUGAGUGUCUUUAUAUGCUUUGUCUUAAGUUUAACGUACCUCGAUUUGUCGAUUGGCUACAAUGUGUUUCAAAAGACUAAAUGUGUGCCAUCUCCACAUAUCCUAGCAUGGACCCUGCCAGCAAUGCGACAUCGUCGCAGGCGAUGUCGAAUCCGUCAAAUGCCCAGCAAUUUCCUCCACCACCACCCUUAUGGCCAACAGGUUACAUGCAGCAGAAUCCAGUCGAUUGCAACAUGAUGGGAAACAUUAAUUUUCCUAGUCCUGGUCAAGGUCCAACUACAAUGUGGGCGCCAAUUCAGGCAGGGAACACUAGUUCCCAAUCAACCAUGAUCCCUGCUUCCCAAUCUGCACUAUAUUGGAAUCACUACAUGAAUUUUGUGAGGAACCCUCUUGGCUCGGUGGGAAUGAGUCCAUACACGGAUUCAUAUCCACCUUCACUAUCAAGUACACCGUUGCAGGGUUCUAAUACUAUACCACAAAUGCCUGUAAACUUGGAGUCAGAUGCUGAACACAGUGUUCAGGACAUCAAUAGUCCUGAGAAAAAUGCACCUCCAGUUCAAAAACAAAAGAAAUCUAAGGAACAAAACUUUACAGCCCCAGAAGACAGACUCCUUUGUACUACUUGGUUGCAAAUAAGUAGUGACCCCAUUGUGAAUACUGGGCAAAGGAGGGAGGGUCUCUGGGCCAGAAUUGAAAAAAGGUACAAUGAACAAAGGGGGGAAUUUCCUUGUCGACUUAACAGAGCACUCAGUAGCCGAUGGGACAAGAUAAGGGCUGAUGUCAGUAAAUUCUCUGGAUACUACGCGAGAGUUCUACGAGAAAAACAAAGUGGUCUAAGUGAUGACGAUAAGACAUCGAAGGCAGCCACAUUGUUCGCUCGUGAGGAGGGCAAACCAUUUCAUUAUAUGCACUGCUGGCAUCAACUGAAGGGGGAACCCAAAUGGGAGAGCAUAUGUCAAGGACACUCUUUUAGAGGAUUACAUGCAAGAUCAAUACCUUCGUCGGGGUGUCCAUCAGUGCAAACACCGGAGACUGACAGUGGAUCCGCUGGACUCUCAGGAAAAAGGCCCCGUGGCCGUGAUUUCAGUAAAGCUGAGAGAAAGAAAGCUGGUUCAUCUUCGUCCCCGGAGUACUUAAGCCGAUUACAAGAAAUUACUGAGAAACAAAUACAGAGGUCCAUUGAAAAGGGGGAAAAAAAAGAAAAGACCACUGAAGAAGAUAGGGAGAUACAAAAGAAGAGAUUGGACUUGGAAGCCCAAAAGUUAAGCAUAAGACAAAGGGAACUCAAACUAGAAGAACUCAAAUCAGCAGAACAACGUUUGCAGAUGCUGUUGUCGACAAACGAAGAAGAUGUAGAUCCUGAAGUUUGGGUUGUCAUGAAGGAACAGAAAAAAAAAUUGCAGCAGUUCAUAUUUACUUUUGAGCAAUGAUGAAAGGUUGUGUACGCUGUGCGCCUGUGCUAUUCACACUUGUUGAGACAAUUUUAGGUUACUUCGUUUACGAAUUUGUAAUAUGCGGAACCGUAUUUGUUUGGUCGAACCACUGUAUCUUAAGUUGUUUGCUGUUGUAUUAGACAAUAAUGAGCUUGGAUGUCAUAAAUGUUUGAACAAUAUUAUUGACAAUCGAAUGGUAUGUUAUAAAUUGUUCAAGAAAACAUGAUUUCUUAUGUUCCGUUGUGUGUGGUACAAUAAAACUUAGUAUGUGAACUAAAAUGUACAAGGCUGUUUGGCAAAUUUGCGAAACGUAGCUUAUUUAUUCGAAUACAAACUUAGACGAGAACACAUAACAAGUAGUGAUAGUAAGUACGAACUCAGCUGCUACGACACUCAAGUAUUACAUACUUCCACGGCGACUCCAUAAGUGCUCGACAAGAUCAUUUUGAAGGGAGCACGAUCUAUCUUGGCGACGUAGAUCGAAGUGGUUAAUAACC